This is a messenger RNA of Chenopodium quinoa (quinoa), 1360 nucleotides long. Its product is annotated as ribosomal RNA small subunit methyltransferase nep-1-like. Gene Ontology annotation, molecular function: rRNA (pseudouridine) methyltransferase activity; rRNA binding. Gene Ontology annotation, biological process: rRNA base methylation. Lineage: Eukaryota; Viridiplantae; Streptophyta; Magnoliopsida; Caryophyllales; Amaranthaceae. The record is from RefSeq and is a predicted model, not a curated record. Gene Ontology annotation, cellular component: nucleolus; small-subunit processome. The transcript is spliced from 8 exons. Bases 243 to 1082 code for a protein of 279 amino acids.
AAAAAAAGUUUUCGCCUAGAACCCUUGUCGAGUUGUCGUCAAUCGUCAUCUAAUAGCAUGGACCAAAAGUCGGGCCUUUAAUCCUCUCCAAAUAAACCCUAGCUAAACCCCUAAUUUUAUUUUAUCCACCAUUUCUUAAUUUCCGCCCUCAUUUCUCCAUAAACCCUAAACUUUGUUAAAAUUUGUUAAAUUUCUUUCUUUUGGGUUUCCUUGAUUCUGCACACUUGCUGUUGAUUACGAAAAUGCCGAGGCCAUUGGGAGUAAAAGCUGGUAAGAAAAGGAAGAAGAGAGAGGAGAAGUAUGAUAAGGAAGAGGAGGAGCAAGUAGAAAUGGUACAAGAGGAUGUACCAGAUGCUGCCACUAUUGAUGAAGCAGCUGAAGAUGAUAAGGUAGCGGAAGAUUUGGCCGAUGAUAUCCCCGGCAUUCCGGUUACUAUCACCGAGCAGAAGAGCCAGCCCGGGGCGGUUUUCGUGCUCGAAAGGGCUUCCCUUGAGGUUGCCAAAGUAGGGAAGACCUACCAAAUUUUGAAUUCUGAGGACCAUGCCAAUUUUUUGAUGAAGCACAAAAAGAAUCCUGCAGAUUACAGGCCAGACAUUGUUCAUCAGGCUCUUCUGAUGAUUUUGGAUAGCCCCUUGAAUAAGGCUGGGAGGAUUCGAUCUGUGUAUGUAAAAACUGAGAAAGGUGUUCUUUUUGAGGUUAAACCUCAUGUUCGUAUUCCAAGAACAUAUAAGCGUUUUGCUGGCAUCAUGUUGCAAUUGUUACAGAAGCUGAGCAUAUCUGCUGCUGGCAAGCGGGAUAAACUUUUUCGUGUGGUUAAAAAUCCUGUCACUCAGUAUCUACCUCUUAAUUCUCGUAAGAUAGGCUUUUCAUUCAGUUCAGAAAAAUUAGUUGACAUUCAGAAAUAUGUGGAUGCUGUUAAGGACGAUUCCAAUUUUGUCUUUGUGGUUGGUGCUAUGGCUCAUGGAAAGGUUGAUGAUGAGAUUGUUGAAGAUUAUAUAUCAAUCUCAGGAUAUCCAUUGAGUGCCGCAUGGUGUAUAGCAAGAAUUUGCCAAGGCUUGCAACAUAAAUGGAGUGUCUUGUGAAUUCCUGCUGGGUUAGUCUUUAGCUAAUAGCUACUGGUAGUCUGAAAUAUAGCUCACAAUGAACCUUUUCUUGAUGAAGUGAAUAUGCUUGAGCAUAAAUCAUAAGAUUUGCAAUUUGUAUCAUUAUUCUUCUUAUUCCUUAAUACUUUCUGGUGUAAGCAGAUACUCAGUGGUAUCUCCACUACUGAGUUCCUAGUGGCAUAUUAUCAGGCUGUUAGCCAUAUUUUUGUAUGGCAACAUGGUGCAUCCUAUUUAACUGCAGUCCAUUUUGUGAGUAA